Malania oleifera is the source of this 1798-nucleotide messenger RNA. Its product is annotated as eyes absent homolog. The record is from RefSeq and is a predicted model, not a curated record. Bases 238 to 1212 code for a protein of 324 amino acids. Gene Ontology annotation, molecular function: protein tyrosine phosphatase activity. Gene Ontology annotation, cellular component: nucleus. The transcript has 6 exons. Gene Ontology annotation, biological process: multicellular organism development; positive regulation of DNA repair; cell differentiation. NCBI's taxonomy places the organism in Eukaryota, Viridiplantae, Streptophyta, Magnoliopsida, Santalales, Ximeniaceae.
CCGCGCCAGCAGUCCCGUGCGCGGACAGACACCAAGCAGGAUUCUUCCAUCUACAAAGCGAAGCGAGGCGACGUCGUUUAGCUGUCCAUUAUCAUCUUCCUGGUGUAUAGCCAGAAAGUUGGUCGCUGUUGCAGUGAAGCUCUGCGUCGCCGUAGACUUCUUCACUGCUCUCUGCCGACCCAUUUCGCCGUCUUGAAUUUUGGAAUCUUUUAAUUCUAGGCUGCCUAUCAUUUCAAAAUGGAUGAUCUAAUAGGUGGCAAUUCAACAGUUUCUGUUCAAAAGACAGAGGUUUCUGCUAAAAAAUCGAUUGAUAGGAAAAUGAAUGUGUAUAUUUGGGACAUGGACGAAACUCUUGUAUUGCUCAAGUCUUUGUUGAAUGGAACAUAUGCUGAAGCUUUCAAUGGUGUGAAGGACGUCCAAAAAGGUGUAGAAGUUGGAAAGAUGUGGGAGAAACACAUUCUUCAAGUGUGUGACGACUAUUUCUUUUAUGAACAAAUCGAAAACUACAAUAGGCCUUCACUUGAUGCCUUCGUUGAAUAUGAUGAUGGCAUGGAUCUUUCUGAUUAUGAUUUCAACCAGGAUGGCUUCAGUACUCUGUCCGAUGAUUCUGACAAAAGAAAACUAGCAUACAGGCACCGGGCAAUAGCAUAUAAGUACAAGCAGGGCUUGCCUGGUAUUCUUGAUCAGGAGUCGGUUAAACUUUUGGAUGAUUUGUAUGAUAUGACUGAUAGUUAUACAGAUAGAUGGCUUUCUUCAGCACGGACUUUCUUGGAGGAGAUUUCAGGUGGGAUCAGAGUUUCGAAUAAUUGUGUUACCUCUGCUGAUGGUGCAACUGAAAAUGUUGCUGCAACAGUGCAGCACGUUAAUGUUUUAGUGACUUCUGGAUCAUUGAUACCUAGCCUUGUCAAAUGCUUACUUUUUCGGCUGGAUGUUUUGAUAACGCAUGGAAAUGUCUAUAGCUCAUGGGAGGUGGGGAAGCUCCAGUGUUUCUUACAGAUCCAGGAUCGUUUCAACAGCCCAAACACCCAGUUUUGUGUAAUCGGGGAUGGAUGGGAAGAAUGCGAAGCUGCACAAGCCAUGAAAUGGCCAUUUGUUAAAAUAGAUCCACGACCAGGUGGUGGUCACAGGUUUCCAGGCCUCACAGUGAGAACACUAGGUUACUAUUUCUCCGUUGUUUAUGGAAAUCCUGAUGAUGAAGUCGAGGAGGGAUAACUCAUCACACCAGCCACAACAUGUAAGCUGCCAAAUCCCUGGAAAUCUUUUGUACAUAUGAUCAGAGAGGAGCAUCUACUACAGUCCUGUAUGUCGCCAAGUUGCAUGAAUCAGGUUACUCAAAUGAGCUGGACAUAUUAAUGGGUCAGGUCCUCGAGGCGAAGCAACAAGAUGGAAGGUUUUGCACCUUUGGAUGCAACUUGUCUGAUUGUUUUAAUUCUCCAAUCAAAGUUUCAAACUGAUUUUCAUGGAAGAAAUCAUACUGCCAUAAAUUUCAUCUACAGUUGUACAGAGUACAUGGAUGAAGAUUUUUCUUAUUUGCCUUUCUUUGUUUUUAAUUUUUGUUUUGUUCUUUAAGAAAGAUUUUGUAUCUAACUUGCCAAAUAGACUUGUAUCCUACGUGCCAAAUGAAUUUUAUCUCUACACCCUCUGCACAUUUGUAAUUGUAGUUGGUGCAAGUCUAGAGAAUGGUAAGGUGUUGACCAUGCUGAUAGACAACUGUAAGCACCUCACUUUUAUUCAUUGCUUUGUAUAAUUAUACUAUAAACACUUUAUAAUAUAAUUUACACAAACUAUUAGAUGAAAA